AGCGCAGGAGCGGGCGGGGCGGGGCGGACAGCGGGGGGGGCGGGGCCGGCAGCUGGGAGCCGCGCGGCGGUGCAUUGUGGGCGCUCCCUGCCCGGGCUCGCAGCACCACGCGGCGCCAUGGGGAAGUGCCGGGGGCUCCGCACCGCCCGCAAGCUCCGCAGCCACCGCCGCGACCAGAAGUGGCACGACAAGCAGUACAAGAAGGCCCACCUGGGCACGGCGCUGAAGGCCAACCCCUUCGGCGGCGCUUCCCACGCCAAGGGCAUCGUCCUGGAGAAAGUUGGUGUGGAAGCUAAGCAGCCCAAUUCUGCUAUCAGAAAAUGCGUUAGAGUCCAGCUGAUCAAGAACGGCAAAAAAAUAACUGCCUUUGUUCCCAACGACGGUUGCUUGAACUUCAUUGAGGAAAACGAUGAAGUUCUGGUUGCUGGUUUUGGUCGGAAGGGUCAUGCUGUUGGUGAUAUUCCUGGAGUUCGCUUCAAGGUUGUCAAAGUAGCCAAUGUUUCUCUAUUGGCCUUGUACAAAGGCAAGAAAGAAAGACCAAGAUCAUAAAUUCCUUUUGUGCCAGCUACAGUACUAAUAAACAUUUUAAUUUGAUAAA
Molecule: messenger RNA, 598 nt
Organism: Dromaius novaehollandiae (emu)
Lineage: Eukaryota; Metazoa; Chordata; Aves; Casuariiformes; Dromaiidae
Product: small ribosomal subunit protein uS12
Exons: 4
Coding region: 118-549 (143 amino acids)
Biological process (GO): translation
Cellular component (GO): ribosome; cytosolic small ribosomal subunit
Molecular function (GO): structural constituent of ribosome
Source: RefSeq, a predicted model, not a curated record